Molecule: messenger RNA, 1304 nt
Organism: Lolium perenne
Lineage: Eukaryota; Viridiplantae; Streptophyta; Magnoliopsida; Poales; Poaceae
Source: RefSeq, a predicted model, not a curated record
GACGAGGGCCGCUCGCGUUCGGUGCGAUGGCGGCGCCGAACGAAGAGGAGAUCCACGAGAUGAUCACCUCCGGCUCCGCCGCCGCCGCUGCGAGCCCGGGGUUCUUCAUGACCGCCGCCGCUGCGUGCCCGGGGUUCUUCACGCAAGAGGAGACGAGGGUGACGGCAGCUGUGGCGGCGCGCAACGAGCAUCGGGAGGACGUUGCCGACGGAAGCCAAGCCGUCGAAGAAGAAGGCGAGGAAGAAGAAGAGCCAACUGAAGCCGCCGCCAACCUGUCGAAGGGGAAGAAGAAGAGGAAGAAGGACUCGCCGCCUGCCGAACCGCGUAUCAAAUGGACGCCGAAGGAAGAGGAGUGCCUCGCCGAAGCUUGGAUGACCGUGUCCACGAACGGCAUAAUCGGGGCCAACCAGUCGUUCGACACGUACUGGUUUCGAGUGAGGCAGGCGUACGAGGAACGCAAGCUCGUCGAUCCCUACUUCAACAAGACGAACAUGAACAUGUACCGGGGAGACAAGGCAAUGGCCACCCAUUGGGGGAUCAUGCAGACGGCGUGCAGCAAAUGGCACGGCGUACAGGAGGAGAUCGACAAACGGCCGAUCAGCGGCCACGACUUGGAGCAAAGGCUGCGCCGAGCUUUGGACAUGUACACGGACGACACCGGCCUGCAGUUCAAGUUCCUCAACGUCUACGCCCGCCUCGAGAAGUGCGAGAAGUGGAAGGAAGUUCGCACGUCCCUCUCGAAAAGCAAGACCGAGCAGUACAACCCCGACGCUCCGGCGGCUUGCGCGUCGGAAGGGCGCCCUGAGCUCGGCCAGAAGAAGCAGAAAGAGCUCAAACGGACGGACAAUCCCGCCGACAGGCUGCAGGCGUCGAUGGACAAGUGCUGGGCCGACUUGAGAUCGCACGCCGACGGGAGGAACGACAAGUUCGACGGCAGGUGGCGGGAGAUGCUCGCCAACCAAGGCGUCCGGAUCGCCCUGCUGAAGACGACGGUGGCGGCGAAGAAGAGGAACACAGACUUGGCGUUCCUCAUGGGCGGCGGCGACAUGGAACUGAUGGACGAGGAGACGAGGAAUUGGUACCAGGGCCACCGCAACGACAUCCUCCGAGCCACUCCGUCGUCCCCGCCGGCUCCUACCUCGUCUACCUCACCAUCUACCUCGUCGACUGCGGCUGCUUCGACGUCCACUGCCGCUGCUUCAUCGUCGCCCGCCGCAGCCGCUUCGGCCACGCCCUGUGAGGAAACUGGUCCGUCGGACACCGCCGUGCCGGCUGGGACUGCCGACGAACCUGUCUCCGUGUAA